AUGUCAAAAAAUAAUACAAUAAUCAGCCUCUCUAUAAAUGAAUUGAAAGAUUAAUGGUAAAAGCAUAGCAAGAGAGAUCUUGUUACUUAACUUGUUCGUUAGCCAUCGUCGAAUUAAAUAAGAAUUUCUAAAAAUCAAGGAUCUACAAAUCAUUAAACAUCUCCUAAUAAAUUAUUGAAUAAACAAAUUUAAGCUCCUAAAACCUUGUAAUUAGACAAUCUCUCAAUAGAAUCCACUAUUUCGAUUGGCAGUUAAAUUUUUUAAAGCGAUAAUAAUAUUGACAACCAGUAGAUUUAACCAACACCUUCAUUGAAAUCGAUUAUUGAUAUAGGACAUCUGUGUUUUGAUAAAACAACUAAAUCUCAAAAAGAAUAUGAUUUAAAUUCUAAUGAAUUAAAAUAAAAUAGUAAUGGGUAAAUAGAAACUUCUAAAAUUCGUUUUAGUACCCUUUCCAAAGAUGUAGACAACCCUAUUAACUGUCUAAAUGUUAAAAUUUACCCUAUAGUUUAUCUUAAUCUAAUAUCAUCAAAUAAACUUUAGAGAAAAGCUGAAAGUAACAAAAUAACUCAUAAGAUGUACAUGAUGCAACAAUUAAAUAAAUUCAAAAAGGAUGACAUGAAUAAGAAAAUUAUUAUACACUAACCUAUGAAGGAACCGAUAUCAUUAAAUCCUGAAAUUUCAACUAAAUUAGAGGCAUCAAAAUAGGUUUUGUUGAUAAAGAAUAAACCUAUUUAAUAGGAGAAUUUAUAAUAUUAAUAGUAAAAUAAUCUGGAUUAUAGUUUUGAAAAAUAUAUGAUGCAAAAUUUAAAUUUCAGUUUUGUCAAUAUUUGUAUUGAACCAAAAAUCGAAAAAUAUAGAUAAAAAUUAUAGUAAGAAUAAGAAAGUUAAAGUAAGCAAGAAUUAAAUUUCCGAGUAAAAACUAUAAGUGAAAAUAAAUAAUAUUCAAUACCAAAUUUUCCUGCAAUGCCUCUAAAGUUGUAAAAAUUGAAAAUGGAAACUGUCAACAACAAAUAAAAUUAAAUUUGUGAAAAUAAUAAAUUAUUAUUUGAUGAAACAACUGAUGAAGAAAAUCAAAUGAAAUCCUCAAUCAUGGAUUUAUAAUUUAAUUUACUAAAAAAAGAUUAAAUUCCACUAUUUUAAUUAUUGAUUCUAAUAGGAAAAGAAUAAGUCAAUGAUAAACAAGUAUUAUGGUAAGAUUAAAUUUAGAUAAAAAACAAUCCAAAUUCUUAUUAUAAUAAAUUGGAUUGUGAUUAAAUUGGUAUCAAUGAUAUUAAAGUUGAAUUAUCUCAAAAUAUUAUGAAAGAUUGUAAAGUAAAUUAAGAAACUAGUAGUAAAUAGACUAUUCAAACAAAAUAAUUUAUGUUAACUAGUUUAAUUAAAGAUAGAGAAGAUUAACCAAAUUAAAAUAUGAGAUAUAUGAAUGGUUUAUAAUUUAAUGAAAAUUUAUUGAAGGUUAACUAUGAGAUAGUAUAACCGAAGGAAAAGCCUCAAUAUCCAACACUUCUUUAGAUGAAUAGAAUGAAGAUAGAAAAGAUAAAGGAAUUGAUUAUUGAAGGAAAAUCAUAAAAAUCAUUUUUUAAAACUAAACAGCAAGAAAAAUAAUAAAAUUACGCUUCUGGAAUCUAAAUUAGAUAGAUUACAGAAAAUAAUUAUAGUCCAAAAAAAUAUAUAUUACAUGGAAGCUUAAUUGUAGAGGAAGCAAAAGAGAGUUAAUUUAACAAAAGAAGUUCAAGUAUUGACAAAGGUAAAAAAAAUAUGAAAAUGAGUAAAUUCCAGUUUUAAAUUUUAAAUAGAUUCCAAAAGAUAAAAUAUUUAGGAAGGGGUAACGUUAGUGAUGCAUAUUCAGUAAUUGAUUAAUAAACUGGAAUGGCACUAGCUUUAAAAACGAUUUAAAAAUCUUUAAUUUAAAGUAAAGGUAUAAAUACUUUGAUAUUUAAUGAGAUUAAAACUUAAAUGUUAUUAAAUCAUCCAAAUAUUCUGAAAUGUUAUGGAAUAAUUGAUGAUAAAAAAUAGGUAUAUAAACUAUAUUUUAUAUUAGAUUGCAUUAAUCUUAGAAUUAAGUGAUUAGACUUUAUAUAAUCUGAUUCGAAAUACUACAAUUAAUAGAAAAGAAAUGGUUGAUAUUUUGUAUCAGGUAUUAAGUGCUGUUAAUUAUUUACAUAACAAUGGUAUAAUUCAUAGAGAUAUAAAGCCUGAAAAUAUCCUAAUUUCUUAAAAUGUAAUAAAACUGGCUGAUUUGGGUAUUUCUAUAAGAGCUUAAAGUUGUUCACAAUAUUGUGGUACUUAAGGAUAUAUGGCACCUGAAAUUAAAUUACAUGAAAAAUACACUUCGAAAGUAGAUUGUUAUAGCAUAGGUGUUUUAAUUUAUGAAAUGCUUUAUAAGAAAUUACCUUUGCAAACUCUAUAUCCAAUAAAAAAUAUAAAGAAUGAUUUAUUGAUUGAUUUAAUGAAUAAUUUAGUUGAACCAAAUUAGAAUUUCAGAUAUUCUUGUUCUUAAGCUCUUGAUCAUGAACUUUUUGGUAAACUCAUAUAUCCUUAAUUAAUACAAACUUUAAUACAGAACAGUNAUUUAUUGAAGGUUAACUAUGAGAUAGUAUAACCGAAGGAAAAGCCUCAAUAUCCAACACUUCUUUAGAUGAAUAGAAUGAAGAUAGAAAAGAUAAAGGAAUUGAUUAUUGAAGGAAAAUCAUAAAAAUCAUUUUUUAAAACUAAACAGCAAGAAAAAUAAUAAAAUUACGCUUCUGGAAUCUAAAUUAGAUAGAUUACAGAAAAUAAUUAUAGUCCAAAAAAAUAUAUAUUACAUGGAAGCUUAAUUGUAGAGGAAGCAAAAGAGAGUUAAUUUAACAAAAGAAGUUCAAGUAUUGACAAAGGUAAAAAAAAUAUGAAAAUGAGUAAAUUCCAGUUUUAAAUUUUAAAUAGAUUCCAAAAGAUAAAAUAUUUAGGAAGGGGUAACGUUAGUGAUGCAUAUUCAGUAAUUGAUUAAUAAACUGGAAUGGCACUAGCUUUAAAAACGAUUUAAAAAUCUUUAAUUUAAAGUAAAGGUAUAAAUACUUUGAUAUUUAAUGAGAUUAAAACUUAAAUGUUAUUAAAUCAUCCAAAUAUUCUGAAAUGUUAUGGAAUAAUUGAUGAUAAAAAAUAGGUAUAUAAACUAUAUUUUAUAUUAGAUUGCAUUAAUCUUAGAAUUAAGUGAUUAGACUUUAUAUAAUCUGAUUCGAAAUACUACAAUUAAUAGAAAAGAAAUGGUUGAUAUUUUGUAUCAGGUAUUAAGUGCUGUUAAUUAUUUACAUAACAAUGGUAUAAUUCAUAGAGAUAUAAAGCCUGAAAAUAUCCUAAUUUCUUAAAAUGUAAUAAAACUGGCUGAUUUGGGUAUUUCUAUAAGAGCUUAAAGUUGUUCACAAUAUUGUGGUACUUAAGGAUAUAUGGCACCUGAAAUUAAAUUACAUGAAAAAUACACUUCGAAAGUAGAUUGUUAUAGCAUAGGUGUUUUAAUUUAUGAAAUGCUUUAUAAGAAAUUACCUUUGCAAACUCUAUAUCCAAUAAAAAAUAUAAAGAAUGAUUUAUUGAUUGAUUUAAUGAAUAAUUUAGUUGAACCAAAUUAGAAUUUCAGAUAUUCUUGUUCUUAAGCUCUUGAUCAUGAACUUUUUGGUAAACUCAUAUAUCCUUAAUUAAUACAAACUUUAAUACAGAACAGUCUAACAAAAUUACUGUGA
Molecule: messenger RNA, 3710 nt
Organism: Paramecium sonneborni
Lineage: Eukaryota; Ciliophora; Oligohymenophorea; Peniculida; Parameciidae
Source: the annotation of a GenBank genome assembly